Messenger RNA from Dentiscutata erythropus, 2271 nucleotides. The record is from the annotation of a GenBank genome assembly. Lineage: Eukaryota; Fungi; Glomeromycota; Glomeromycetes; Diversisporales; Gigasporaceae.
AUGUCCGAUAUUAUCAGAGAACCACGACUAGAAGCAACCAAAUUCUUCAAUGCCUUUGUCAAGUAUAUUGCUAAGUUGGAGACUGGGCUGGAUUUUGAACAACUCUUCAAAGUGUUUGUUGAAAGUUUGGAUCAAAUUUGCGUGUUAUUCGUUGUUCCAGCUUGUGUUCGAGCAUUUGCUCAAAGCUAUUUGAAAUGGCUGGAGGCAAUGGUAAACGAAUGCAGAGAAUAUUUUUUCGCUAAAGUGACAUUGCAAGAAAAAACCGAACUAAAAGACGUAUUCAAAAAUACAGUGAAUGUUACUGCACAAGCGGAGGCAUACCGCGCAUAUAUCACUGCACCGGCUGUGCCAACAAAGUCAAGCGGGACAGAUGUUCAAGAAAGGCACAAUGAUAAGGUAGACGAAGAAUUAAUAGAAGCUUCUAAAGAGAAAAAGCGAAAAGACGAGGAUAACGUGACAGUCGUGACAUCUACGCCACCCACAAAAAGGUCUAGAUCACGUUAUGAAUCAUCGUACUCGCCAUCUCCAUCUGAAGUGGAAGAAUUACCUUCACUAACAACUGAUUCAGUUUUUAAUGAUGACAACUAUGAAAGGGAUGUUCCUCAAUUAUCUGAUAACUAUAGCGAAGAAGACGAAAAGCCAAUAAUAGAAGAUUUAUCUGAUGACUAUAGUGAAGAAAACGAAAAGCCAAUAAUAGAAGAUUUAUCUGAUGACUAUAGUAAAGAAAACGAAAAGCCAAUAAUAGAAGAUCAAAAUAAUGUUAUCUCUCCUUUGUGUGCGAUCAGUACAAUUAGUACCGCCAAUGAGACGGAAGUGAAAUCAACCUGUAACGAUAAUGACGAAGAAUCAUCAUCGUCUCCUCCUAAUCAGGAACUAGAAGACACAGAAACGAUUCCCCUGAUAAUUUUAAAUAAGAUCAGUACAAUUAGUACCGCCAAUGAGAUGGAAGUGAAAUCAACCUGUAACGAUAAUGACGAAGAAUCAUCAUUGUCUCCUCCUAAUCAGGAACUAGAAGACACAGAAACGAUUCCCCUGAUAAUUGUAAAUAAGGAUGGAGAUAUCAUGACUGACACAAAAAUGAUGCGUGACAGGUAUCUAAGAAUACGUCGGGAUCUAUGUGACUAUUCUUUACAGAAGGAUUGGUUUAUUGAGGACUACAAUGUUUCGGAUGAAUUUCGCAAAUAUCAAAUUAGUAAUAUUGAAAAACUAGUAGCUGGCGAAACUUUUGACUUUGCAUCAAGCAGUGAGGCGAUCUUGUCCCUUCACAAUAUCAUGUUUAUUGACUCAACAACAAUGAAAAAACCUUUGUACUUAGAUAUAGAUGAUGAACGAAAAUGGCGUACUUCUAUACGUCAGCCAAAGCAACAAACUCCACCCAGUUUCCUCGGAGAAAUAAUGGACGAAUAUGAAGCGGAGAUAAAUGAUAUAGAUGAGCUUCGUUCCAAGUUCUAUGAUAUGUGGGGAAAUAUCGUGACAAAGUCAUUUAUUCGGAUAAUGAGAGGCGUUUGUUUGAAGCUAUCCAAGCACUUUGAAAGGAUGCACAUGUAUCCAGAUUCAAGGAACAAAAACGAGGAUACGUUUGUACAUGACUAUGUACAUGCCGCUUUUAAAGAAAUGUUCCGUGAUCCGAAUUAUGAGAUUAUUUGGGCAAACACCGAAAGUCUAUCUUCAAAAGAGCACCGAGCAACUUACGGACGUUCCAAAGGCAGAAAACCAGACAUUACAAUAUAUCGAGUUAUGAAAAAAGACGAAAAGGAAGAAACAUGUAAAGUUGAACGUGAAGAAACGUGCUUCGUAGAAGCCAAACAUUUAUCGGUCACGAGAAAUAGCAAAAUUGGAGGCUACAAUCUUUAUAAAGUAGCCAUCCUUUGCCAGGGGGGCAUCAACAGAAUAAUUUCUUCACGUGGAAACACACCAAAACUUAAGUCCUUUGGAGGACAUAUUUGUGAAGGUUAUAUCUAUUUGGGAACGAUGGAUCUAGAGUAUGACGGAAUUUACCGAUACUUUCAACUCUCCGAAAUUAAACUCGCUCAGGAACUUUCUGAGUUUAACCUCGUGAGAAAGUUAAUUAUAGAAAUAUUUUAUUUAAAGUGUCGGAUUGAUAGUUUUUAUUCUAGUGAAAAUAACAAGAGAUUAUCUGACAAUAUUUCUUGCCAUAAUAGCUUCUCCCGUGAACCAACAAUCACACCAAAGGCAUGUAGAAGUACGAUGAUUCCAGUUGUUAGCUUGAUUGAAAAAACUACGAAAACCAAUAAUUGUAAAAACAUAUAA